GGGCCUUUCUCUGACCUCAUGACCUCUUUCUCCAUUACUUUCUCUCUCUCUCUCUCUCUCUCUCUCUCUCUCUCUAUUUCUCUCUCUCUCAUACUUCUUUACAACUAAAGUGUGCAGAGUGAUUAGGAACAGUUCGUCCAUCAGUGGAGGAAUGUAAGAUUGGUAUGGGGUCCAGGGUGUGUCUGAGCAAAGUUUACUGAGCACCUCCAGUGUUUACAUUUACAGUCCACUGUAUAAUUACUGCAGGAGAGUAAAAGAGCCCAAAAGAAGUCAGAUGGUUCUGAGUUAAUCACAAUCCCAACAUCCAGUGGGGGUUGCAAUCAAAAUGGUGUUAAAAGACAAACUGAUGUUAUAUGCAAUAUAUCUUAUUUAUAUUGAAAUUCUGUACAUAUCAAGUAAAUUCAUUGCAGUACUUUUGUCAGUGUACCUCUGGAGAAGUAAAAUGCUAGCUGCUAAGCUAUUAGGUAUAUGUAGACCGGAGGACACAAGGUAUCUUAUCAGAGUCACAUCUGUGACAACCAUCUGCUAGACCUUUGAAACUAAGGGUGGGGUUGUUAAUCAUGUACUAGCCAACUGUGACCUGGCAUAUAAACCAUUAUAUCAUGUUCAUAUUUGAGCACUCUUGGAUUCAUUGUAAAAUUAUAUCACCAGCAGGAAAGUGAGAAUGGCACUAGUAUCUGAGUUUUUGGGUCAGCUCUCACUGGGUCAUGGAGGGCUGAGAGAGCCACGGUGUCCUACAGUGUUCCCAGCUCCAGAUUUUGAUCCAGAGAAGGAUGCAUCCUGGAUUGAUUCAGCCAUUAAAACCAAGGGUGUGGAUGAGCAUGUAAUCAUUGACAUCCUGACAAGACGCACCUACGCACAGAGGAGAGAGAUUGCAUUUGAAUAUGAGAGGAAAGAAAAAAAGGACAUGGUUACUGCCCUGAAGGGGGCACUGUCAGGCUCUCUAGAGAAUGUGAUUCUUGGUUUAAUGAAGAGCACGACUCAGUUUGACGCCUUUGAGCUCAGAGCAUCAAUGAAGGGUCUGGGCACCGAUGAAGAGAGUUUGAUUGAGAUGGUCUGCUCUCGUAGCAAUGAGGAGCUGGUAGAGAUCAAAAGGGUCUAUAAAGAUCUGUUCAAGAAAGACCUAGAGAAAGAUGUUGCUGGAGACACUUCUGGCGAUUUUGCUAAGUUGUUGCUGGCUCUGGUUCAGGCUAGGAGAGAGGAGCCCAGCAACGUAGUGGACUAUGAGAAGAUUGACAAUGAUGCAAGAGCCCUCUAUGAGGCAGGAGUGAAGAGGAAAGGAACAGAUGUGGCCAUCUGGAUAAACAUCUUCUCAGAGCGGAGUGUGCCACACCUCCGUAAAGUGUUUGAGAGAUAUAAGAGCUACAGCCCAUAUGACAUGAAGGAGAGCAUCCGAAAGGAGGUGAAGGGAGAUCUGGAGAAGUCCUUCCUUACAUUAGUGGAGUGCUUUGAAAACAAACAGCUUUACUUUGCCAAUAAACUUAAUGAAGCCAUGAAGGGUAAAUCAGCAAAGGAGAAGAUCCUGACCCGGAUAAUCGUUUCCCGCUGUGAAGUUGACCUCAUGAAAAUACGCUCAGAGUUCAAGAGGCAGUUCGGAAAGUCACUCUUUCAGACAAUCGCGGAGCAAACUAAAGGUGACUACCAGAGAGCUCUACUGAAUCUCUGUGGAGGAGAUGAUUAAACACAGCAUCACUACAUUUCCCAUAAUUCCUGGCUACACGUACCCAGCGUGCACUACAGAUACAACAGAGCACAACAGUAUUACUUAAAAUGAUUUGAAAUUGUGGAUAUUUGACUAUUUUGUAUAUUGAAAUAGUAUAUAAUGUUUUCUCUCUUAAAAGAUGUCUUUGUAAGACACUGACAGCUGAAGAAUUUUAAGAAUGUCUAUUAAAUAUGUUCUGUCAUUAAAAUCAUGUCAUGUUUAUGCAAAUAA
Messenger RNA from Colossoma macropomum (tambaqui), 1933 nucleotides. It is a transcript of the gene anxa2b, whose product is annotated as annexin A2b. The transcript is spliced from 12 exons. Gene Ontology annotation, cellular component: cytoplasm. Gene Ontology annotation, molecular function: phospholipase inhibitor activity; calcium-dependent phospholipid binding; cytoskeletal protein binding. Lineage: Eukaryota; Metazoa; Chordata; Actinopteri; Characiformes; Serrasalmidae. Bases 665 to 1681 code for a protein of 338 amino acids. The record is from RefSeq and is a predicted model, not a curated record.